This is a messenger RNA of Trichosurus vulpecula (common brushtail), 2355 nucleotides long. It is a transcript of the gene SLC8B1, whose product is annotated as solute carrier family 8 member B1. NCBI's taxonomy places the organism in Eukaryota, Metazoa, Chordata, Mammalia, Diprotodontia, Phalangeridae. The transcript has 16 exons. The coding region runs from base 118 to 1890 and encodes 590 amino acids. Gene Ontology annotation, cellular component: membrane. Gene Ontology annotation, biological process: intracellular calcium ion homeostasis; calcium export from the mitochondrion. Gene Ontology annotation, molecular function: calcium:sodium antiporter activity. The record is from RefSeq and is a predicted model, not a curated record.
CGGGCGGGGCAGACUGUGGGCCAGGGGCCAUGCGAGCCGGAGGCUGUAGGACCUGCUGGUUAGUAGAAGUCGAGGGUCCAGCCUCUGAGGAUCAGGGCAGCCCCACAACGGGGCAGGAUGGCUGUCGGUAUGGGGGGCAGCCGGGCCCUGAGCCACAUCCGGCUGCUGAGUUGGCUGUGGCUCCUCCUGAGAGACACAUCCCCUGUGCUGGGGACUGGCCCAGCUGCCCAGGCAACAGGAAGCCCAGGACCUCUAGCUGUCCAGGAAGGGCUGAAUAGCAAGGUGGACACGGACUGCAGGAAGGUGCGCAGCCUCAACGACUCUGAGAGUUGCGUCUUUGUCCGGAACAACCCCGACUGCCAGAGCGACGGUGGCUACCUCAACUACCUCGAAGGAAUCUUCUGCCUCUUCCCCCGGGACCUCUUGCCUUUGGGGGUCACCCUCUAUGUACUCUGGCUGUUUUAUCUCUUCCUGUUCCUUGCUGUCACAGCUGAGAAGUUCUUCUGCCCCAACCUGUCAGCGAUCUCUACCACCCUGAAACUUAGCCACAAUGUGGCAGGUGUCACCUUCUUGGCUUUCGGCAAUGGUGCCCCUGAUGUCUUCAGUGCGCUGGUAGCCUUCUCCAAUGCCCGGACUGCUGGGCUGGCUGUUGGAGCACUCUUCGGUGCUGGUGUGCUGGUCACCACGGUGGUGGCUGGGGGCAUUGCCAUCAUCCGGCCUUUCAAAGCAGCCACCAGACCCUUCUUCAGAGACAUCAUUUUCUACAUGGUGGCCAUCUUCCUGACCUUCACUGUGCUCUACAUGGGCAAGGUCACUCUGGCCUGGAGCCUAGGUUACCUGGGCCUCUACGCCUUCUAUGUGUUCACCGUGGUGCUCUCCACCUGGAUAUAUCGGCGGCGUUCUGUGGUAGCGCUCUCCCACUCCCUACCUGGCACACCAGUUCUGCCAGUGGACUCUGCGGAUGAAAGCUCUUCCGUGGCCAACAGCUAUGAUUACGGGGAUGAGUACAGGCCCCAGGUGCACUCUGAGGAGUCCACAGCUCGAAUCCUGAUUCAGUCCCUCGGGCCCCUGGACUACCAGAGUUGGAAGCGGAAACCCUGCUACUGGAAGCUUUUCAAAAUCAUCAAGAUCCCAGUGGAGUUCCUGCUGCUGCUCACGGUGCCUCUUGUGGACCUGGACAAGGACGAUAGGAACUGGAAACGGCCCCUCAACUGUCUUCAUCUGUUCAUCAGCCCUGUGGUCUGUGUCAUGACUCUGCAGUCUGGAGUCUAUGGAUUCUAUGAAAUCCAGGGCAUCUUCCCCAUCUGGGGGGUCACGAUGCUGGUGGGCACCCUUCUUGGCUCCAUUACCUUCUUCGCUACCUCCAAUGACCAGCCUCCCAGGUUUCACUGGGUCUUUGCCUUCCUGGGCUUCUUUGUCAGUGCCCUUUGGAUCAAUGCGGCAGCCACUGAAGUGGUGAACAUCCUGCGCUCAUUAGGCAUCAUCUUCCAGCUCAGCAACACCGUCUUGGGCCUGACUCUGCUUGCUUGGGGGAACAGCAUUGGCGAUGUCAUCUCGGAUCUCACUCUGGCACGGCAGGGCUACCCACGGAUGGCCUUCUCGGCUUGUUUCGGGGGCAUCAUCUUUAAUAUCCUUGUAGGUGUUGGUCUGGGCUGUCUGCUGGAGGCCUACAGAAACCACGUAGAUGUGAAGCUGGAGUCUGAUGGACUGCUGGUGUGGGUCUUGGCGGGAGCCCUGGGGCUCAGCCUGCUGUUUUCCUUCAUCUCGGUGCCACUCCAAUGCUUCCAGCUGAGCAAAGUCUAUGGGUUCUGCCUGCUCCUCUUCUACAUGAGUUUCCUCACUGUGGCACUACUCACAGAGUUUGGGGUGAUUCACCUGAGAGCUGGGUGAAGGACACUAGCCAGGGGAAGGUGAAAGGGCGCUCCUCCCUCUUCUGGGUGGGAGCUGGAGGUGAACCCCCAGGGGUGGUUACUGGUGCUUCUCUCCACCAAAGAGAGAAGCAGAGAUGGAACUCCAUUCUCUGAAGUCCGAAACCCCAUGGGAUGAAGAAAAGGAUCUGGGACUGAAAAGUGGCUCCUGUGGGUUGGUGGCCAGCUAGGGGACCUGGCUGCUGUAGGAAAUUGGAAGCAACUGCCCCGGGGCAGGAUGCCCUGGCCUGAAGAAAAGGACACAAUCCCAUCCUGCUCUCCUUGUUAUUGUUAAAGCAUCAUCCGAAUCUUCAGACUGUAAGGAGUCAAACAUUUACAACUCAGGGACACCCCACCCUCACCCCCAGGUCCAGGCUCGUCUGUGGACAGGAAGUUCACACAGUUGGCGUGAGGCCUGAAGACCUGUUCUAAUUAAAGCCCUUCAGCG